Neltuma alba is the source of this 870-nucleotide messenger RNA. RefSeq names its product ubiquitin domain-containing protein 7SL RNA1-like. The transcript has a single exon. Bases 1 to 870 code for a protein of 289 amino acids. Gene Ontology annotation, cellular component: nucleoplasm; cytosol. Gene Ontology annotation, molecular function: ubiquitin binding; polyubiquitin modification-dependent protein binding; proteasome binding. Gene Ontology annotation, biological process: proteasome-mediated ubiquitin-dependent protein catabolic process. NCBI's taxonomy places the organism in Eukaryota, Viridiplantae, Streptophyta, Magnoliopsida, Fabales, Fabaceae. The record is from RefSeq and is a predicted model, not a curated record.
AUGGAUUUAAUUUUCGAACCCCAGCCAGGAAGACCGUUCAUGAUCGAAGUAUGGUUCUUUGACACCGUUCUUGAGAUCAAACAGAAGAUUGAAAAAUACCAAGGCAUUCCCGUCUCGAUGCAAACCCUAAUCUUCAACGGCCAAACUCUUCCGGACGACGCCGACAUCGAGAAAUGCGUUCUCCUCAAUAACUCUCGCGUUCAGCUCCACAUCGCCGCCGAUUUCUUCAAGAACCUGCCCGGCAAGAUGACGGAGGAGUUUUCUCCCGCGCCAUCCACCGUGAAAUUCCUCGUCAACGUGAAAACCCCUUCGUCUAAGAUGUAUACCCUAGAAAUGGAUGCAAACGACACAGUCUUGAAGCUGAAAGAAAGAAUUCAAGAAAUCGAGGCCGUGCCGAUGAAUAACAAGCUAGUGGUCCAUUUAUCAGGUAAUGAAUUGCAUGAUAAUCAGAUGUUGCGGGAUUGUGAGAUCUGUGAAUACUCUGAGAUUGAGGUUAGUUUGAGACCAUUGCCUGUUGUGGUACCCGCGACGAGCAAUGGCAAUAAUAGCGGGGGAGGCGGAAGCGGAGGAGGAGGGGGAGGCGGCGGCGGAGGAGGAGGCGGGUCGAAGAAGUUGAGGGUGAUGGUUCUGACAAAGUGUGGGAAAAAGAAGAUACCAGUGGAAGUGAAUCCAAAUGAUAACGUGGGAGAGCUAAGGAAGGAGCUUCAGAAGUUGCACCAGCGGAAUCAACUUCCUCUUCCUUCUGACGGUUAUUUCUUCAUUUACGGACAGAAUGUGAUGGACGACGAUCAGCCUUUUCGAUGGCACCAUGUUGCUCAGGGCGACACCAUCGAAAUCUUCAAUGGAAGCGUUACUGGUGGUGCAUCUUAG